This is a messenger RNA of Temnothorax curvispinosus, 2471 nucleotides long. It is a transcript of the gene spin, whose product is annotated as protein spinster. The transcript has 10 exons. The record is from RefSeq and is a predicted model, not a curated record. Gene Ontology annotation, molecular function: transmembrane transporter activity. The coding region runs from base 329 to 1906 and encodes 525 amino acids. Gene Ontology annotation, cellular component: membrane. Gene Ontology annotation, biological process: transmembrane transport. Lineage: Eukaryota; Metazoa; Arthropoda; Insecta; Hymenoptera; Formicidae.
UGCGUGCGCGCCAGCGCGGAGUAUAUGUACGAUAUACGUACCGACGUACAUACAUACUUACGCACGCACGCAUACAGACACGCGUGCUCUCGAUCGCUCGCACAAUCACAAUCCCACUUUUGUCCACUUUGGAGUUCAAUCAGAGGUGGUGUGAUGCGCACACUGUGACGCUCGAAGAUGCUCGCAUUGCUCGCAAACAGUUUUUUGUCAUCGCGCGGCGGGGCAACGUCGGCGGGCUUUGAGGUUAUGUCUUGUCGCGGGGUAACUGACAAUGCCGAAUUGAGUGCGACGCGAUUAACGGCGAGAUUACCGAGGAACUUGUCGCGCCAUGGUAGACGAUCGUGCGCCCGUCAACACGGAAAAUAAGUAUCGUGCGGUAAAUGCGGAUCAGGACGACCCGAGGGAGACGCGCGUGAAAGCAACGAUGCCGUCGGAGCUGAGGUCGAUCAGCGCGGCCGACUGGAUCACAGUCGUGGUUCUCUGCUUCGUGAAUCUUAUAAAUUACAUGGACCGUUUUACGGUCGCUGGUGUACUGCCUGAUAUCAAGCAUGACUUUGAUAUCGGCAACGAUAAGUCUGGACUACUGCAAACAGCGUUCAUUUUGAGCUACAUGGUGUUUGCGCCGUUAUUCGGAUAUCUGGGAGAUCGUUAUAAUAGAAAGUUUAUUAUGAGCAGUGGCGUAUUUCUAUGGUGCCUAACGACAUUUAUUGGUUCUUACAUGAAAACAUUUGGAUGGUUCCUAUUCUUUAGAGCACUUGUUGGCAUAGGAGAAGCUAGUUACUCUACAAUCGCACCAACGAUUAUUAGCGAUUUAUUUGUAAAAGAUGUGCGUUCUAAGAUGCUCGCCUUAUUUUACUUUGCUAUUCCAGUUGGAAGUGGUUUAGGAUAUAUUACGGGAGGUGAAACAGCUCGUAUUUCUGGUCACUGGCAGUGGGGAUUACGUAUUACUCCUAUAUUAGGUAUUGUAGCGAUUCUUCUGUUACUCACUGUAGUAAGAGAUCCUAUCAGAGGUGAACGAGAAGGAGGCGUUCAUUUGACAAGUACUACAUGGUCGUAUGAUAUCAAGGAGUUAUUAAAAAAUUCGAGCUUUAUGCUGUCUACUGCAGGAUUUACUUGCGUGGCGUUUGUCACUGGUGCGCUGGCGUGGUGGGCGCCAACAUAUCUAGAAUUAGGUUUUAAAUUACUUCCUUAUGGAGCGAAUGUUGAUCCAGACGAUGUUGCAUAUAAGUUUGGAUUAAUCGGUAUGGCAUCCGGUUUAAUAGGUGUACCCUUAGGCUCUACUAUAGCACAAAAAUUACGAACUUAUUGGCAACAAGCUGAUCCUCUGAUAUGCGCUGUAGGUCUUCUAAUAAGUGCUCCUUUAUUAUUCUUCGCUAUGAUUACUGCCAAUACAAAUCCUACUCUUUGUUAUACAUUAGUAUUCUUUGGUCAGUUAUCAUUAAAUUUGAAUUGGGCUAUUGUAGCUGAUAUAUUACUGUAUGUAGUAAUUCCCACAAGAAGAUCUACAGCAGAGGCAUUCCAAAUACUCAUUGCACAUGCUCUCGGAGAUGCAGGCAGUCCUUACCUUAUUGGACUUAUAUCAGAAGGAUUAAAGUCAUCGUUCUUGUCAGAUUUAGCUGUAGGAGAACAAUCUAGUGUUCAUGACAAUCAAAAUGUAGCUGUCGAGUUUCGUAGCCUACAAUAUGCAAUGUUUCUGACAAUGUUUGUCGAAGUACUCGGUGCUCUAUUCUUCUUCCUAACAGCAUUGCAUAUACAGAAGGAUAAGGCAUUAGUCGACCUUGCUAUCGCGGGUGGAAGUCUUUCAGACUCAGUAUGUAUUUGCAAUGAUGCAGUUAACAGCGAAUUACAAAAUGAUACAAAUACGAUACUAGAAUUUAACAGGCAUCAAGUGGAACCGUCUGACUAGAUUUUUAUAGGGUCUUGAUACUUUAAAUAAACUAUUGUUAUGAAUGUACAGCAUGGUUCUAUCAAACAUAGCUAUUGGUUUGAUUUUAUAAUAUAAAAUAUGUUAUUGAUACAAGGAUAUAUGUAUUAUAUACAGAAUGUAUUUGCGAAGAAAGCUUUCAUAUAGUCAUAAUGAAGAGUACUCCCAGAGAAAAAUAGUUAUAAGUUACUACUGUUAAUAAUGUACAAUACAUUAGACAAGUCAGCAAUGAAACUCUUAAAAUCUGAAUGAAGAUGCACAUAUAAAUGGUACAAUAUUUUUAAAUGUUAUAUUUUUAUAAUAACUCAUAUUGCAAAUUCAUGUAAUGUAUUAUGAAAUCAUCACAUAAUAGAUGCAAAUUGUAUAAAUAAUCUAUGUGGUAAGGUUGUAUUAGUAAAUAAUUUGUAUGUAAGAUACAUAAUUAUUUUAAUUGGUAUAAAUAUUUGAUUAAUUUAUCAGUACUGCUUUAGCAUUAAACUGUAAAAAUACUAACAAUUACAUAAUUCUUCAGAAAAAAUUUUCAAUAAUUGCUACAAAUAUGCUUAUU